AUGUGUACGAAUGAUAUUCUUCUUGCAGCUGCUCUUGAUUCAAGUAAUGUGCCUCCUGCAAAAUCAUUCAUUGAUAACUGCUGUACGAAUAAUGUCAAAUUUACCCAAACUUAUGACGAAAAUAUUUAUGAUAAUGGAGUUAUACCUUCUAAACAUUUAGUCAUAAUAUGUUGUAUGGAUGCACGCUUAGAUAUAUUUCGUAUGCUAGGAUUACAACCAGGUGAAGCACACAUCAUUCGAAAUGGUGGUGGUCGUAUUCGUGAUGCUGUUCGUUCACUUAUUUGUAGUCAAACGUUAUUUCAAACAAAAGAAUUAAUGAUUAUUCAUCAUACUGAUUGUGGUUUUACUUAUUUUUCAAGCAAUGAUCAAAUAUUGGCAUCACUCAUGGUGCAAACAGGAACACUAAAAAGUAAUUUAAUUCUCCCCCGAUCAAGGUAUCAAUUUGAUAAAUCUGAUUUUAUGCCAGUUGUUGACAUCGAACAAUCAAUUCGUGAUGAUCUUGCUGAAUAUAAGCAAUAUCCAAUGUUGAAUCAGAAUAUAAUUCGUCGUCAAUCAUUGACAUUAGAUAUUUCACCAAUUGGUACGGUUCAAAUAGGAGUUCGCUCGUCAAGUAAAAUUCGUCCUUUGAAUGACGAUAAGUUUUCAUCUGCUACAACUUUUGAUCAUCAUUCGCUUCCACGUAAAAGAUCAAGUAAACGAUCAUCUAUUGUAACACAUUCUCUUAACAUCAAUUCAUAUCCAAGUCGAAGAAAACAACGAAAGGAACGAAGAAAUUUCGGUGCUCCUUGCCGUUUUUGUACACCUUUGUGUGUGACUUGGUCUGUGCUUGCUGCUGCUCUUCUUGUUUGUGUAAUUGCUACGAUUUCUAUUGCUGUCUUAGUUAAAGACAAAUCUCCAAUAACAACAGCAUCGAUAACGACUCUCACAACCAUAUCAACAACAUCAUCGAUAACUCGUCAACUUCUUCAAGCUCGUCAAGCUCUUCAACCUCCUCAAGCUCGUCAACCUCGUCAAGCUCGUCAACUUCCUCAAGCUCGUCCAGCUCGUCAACCUCCUCAACAAGUAAGAUAA
Rotaria sordida is the source of this 1071-nucleotide messenger RNA. NCBI's taxonomy places the organism in Eukaryota, Metazoa, Rotifera, Eurotatoria, Philodinida, Philodinidae. The record is from the annotation of a GenBank genome assembly.